UUUUUUUCUUCACCAUUUCCUUUCCCUUCCACCCUACUGUAUCUCGGUAUCUCUUCUCUUUCUCUCUCAUUCCCGUUCGCGAGAUUGUAAACAAUUCGAACGCGCGCGGAGGAAGGCUCAGAAGUCAAGAAGAAUGCGACUGACGUGGACUGAAGGGAGGUAUGCGCUUUGCCUGCUAAUCUUGCAAAUAAGACUGACGAAUUCGCGGACAUCCUGGCGAUUGAAUGCCGCUGACAAGGUUGUGAAGACGACCGACUUCGUGAGCGCAGUGGAAGACGAUCCGAUCUUCGACAUCCUCUCGGGCAGCGUGGUCAUCGGCAACGGUCAGACCUGGAGUAGGACCGCGACGUCCGAGAAGCACGAGAAAGUGCAGCUAUACUGUCAGGAAUGCAAAGGUUUCGCCAGCCAGGAGAGACGACUUUCGUCAUACGUGUUGAAGGAUACGCAAAAUAUCAGCGAGUCCUUCCCGCUGUCCUCGCAAGUGUCGAAUGAGCAGAUGACGUGCGCCUCUGGUCAGCAAUGCGACAACAUAAUAUUGGACUGUGGCAAGCCAGUGAAUUUUACUUACUACGAUAAUCUAAUUGGCGUGGCCAACAGAAACAAGCAUCCAUUGGUACCAGAACCUAAUGUAGCACUCAUGUUCAAGAAGAAUGGAGGCAAAACUAUCGAUGUCGACAUUGAUUUGCUCGAGAGACGCUUGAAGAAAGCAAAGCGAGAGAAACCAAAAUCUGUCCAACUGUAUAAUCAGAUAGGAAAUUUCUGGCGCAUAAAAGGUGAUGCACAAAGAUCAAUUGAAUGCUUUCGCAGAGCACUUGCUGUAUCACCACAUAAUGCAGAAGUGCUCUUGAAUUUGGCUAGAGUAUUGCUGGUACAACAUUAUUUGGAUGAUGCAACGUAUUUAGCUAGACGAUCUUUAGAAUUGCAACCACCAGAUCGCAAUGCGUGGGAGCAAUAUCUUACACUUGGUCAAAUAUUCAAGGCAUAUGGACAUUUUCAAGAAGCAGCUGUACACUUACGUCAUGCAUUGGAAUUAAAACCAGAUCUCUCUGAUGCUGCCGAUGCAUUAAAAGAGGUCGAGUCACUGCCGCUCGCAAGUAUGCAUGUGUAUACAUUGCUGAUCAUUGUCGGUUUGGUGCUAGGUGUACUCUUCGUUGUAUUGACCAGUGUAGAAUGUGAUGAUGUUUCAACUCUAGUCAGUGGACAGCUUCAGCGCCCAGUACAACGACAUUUCAGUCGUGCUAUGGCUAUGCGCAGCUUGCGGCUUAAUGUUGCACGCAAUAAACGUUGUUGAUGGUAAUGAUAAUGAUGAUGACUCAUUAUUGACAAAUCAGUCGUUCGUACAUGUGAUAGAAUAACUUCUCAUGCCAUGACGACUUAUCUCCCUGCAAAGUAUUAUUUAUAACAUGACGCAAUAAUUCUUGGGCUGCACUAAUUGUUUAUUAUAUAUCUCUGGAGAAAAAUAUAUAUGAGGAAAUAUACAAAAA
Messenger RNA from Atta colombica, 1484 nucleotides. RefSeq lists its product as uncharacterized. Gene Ontology annotation, biological process: actin filament polymerization. Gene Ontology annotation, cellular component: actin cytoskeleton; cytoplasm. Gene Ontology annotation, molecular function: protein binding. The record is from RefSeq and is a predicted model, not a curated record. NCBI's taxonomy places the organism in Eukaryota, Metazoa, Arthropoda, Insecta, Hymenoptera, Formicidae. The transcript has 5 exons. The coding region runs from base 134 to 1291 and encodes 385 amino acids.